GCGAAAAGUGCGGACACACUGAAGACUGUUAGUUAUUGUUUCCAUUUCUUCUCCUCAAAAAACGUGUAAAUAAAAAGUUUUAAAAGGAAGAACAGUACAAAAUGCCCACGGAAAUCGAGAACAUUAACCCCAAUGUCUACGAGAGAAUCAAGGAUAGGGCAUUGACCGCCAACGAAGAAGACGAAAACGUGCCCGAUCCCUUUGACAAACGAGAGAUUUUUGAUCUCAUCAGGAAUAUUAAUGACCCGGAGCACCCCUUGACCUUGGAGGAGCUGCAUGUGGUGCAGGAGGAUCUCAUCCAGAUAAACAAUGGCCAGAAUUCCGUGCACAUCAGCUUCACACCGACGAUUCCCCAUUGCUCGAUGGCCACUUUGAUUGGGCUUUCCAUCCGGGUGAAGUUGCUCCGCUCGCUGCCACCCCGCUUCAAGGUCACCGUGGAAAUAACGCCCGGCACGCACGCCUCCGAGCAGGCGGUGAAUAAGCAACUGGCGGACAAGGAACGAGUGGCUGCUGCUCUGGAGAACAAUCACCUCGCCGAGGUGAUCAACCAGUGCAUCUCCGCCAAGGGUUAACUAUUUAACUAUUUAUCCUCGUUUUGGAUAUAUACACAUAUGCUGUUGGUUUAGUAAUAAUAAUAUUGGUCUAAAGAAAGUUGGUGCCUGUUUUCCCUUUCCGAAUCGAUUGUGAUUGUGUAGUUGGUUUUUGAGGUAUGGUAAUGUUUAUUAAUCGUAAUUGUUUGUUUCCCUGUUUGGUUGGUAAUUAUAAUUGUUUUUUAUACCCAUGAUAAGACUUAUGUGGAUAGAUUAACAAUUAUUCAAAUUGGCUUAAUGUUUACUUUUAUUUUUCCAGUUAUUUACAAAGCUAUUGAAGGUUUUAUUUAUUUUCCGAGCCUAUGCUAACUAAUAGCUAGUAAUCGAGGUCAGCAACUUGAAAAUCCACCCGGUUUCGAAUGAUUGAUGAUUUUUGAUUUUAUAGUCUACUAAUUGAGUGCCCAGCAUUUUAACUUAGGCAAAUAGUAUUUGAUGAGCACUUUUAUAUUUGUUAAAGUAAUAUAAAUGACUUAAUUCUCCACAA
Messenger RNA from Drosophila yakuba, 1074 nucleotides. It is a transcript of the gene galla-2, whose product is annotated as MIP18 family protein galla-2. The coding region runs from base 102 to 572 and encodes 156 amino acids. The record is from RefSeq and is a predicted model, not a curated record. NCBI's taxonomy places the organism in Eukaryota, Metazoa, Arthropoda, Insecta, Diptera, Drosophilidae. Gene Ontology annotation, biological process: iron-sulfur cluster assembly. Gene Ontology annotation, cellular component: cytosolic [4Fe-4S] assembly targeting complex. The transcript is spliced from 2 exons.